CUUGCGCGCCUCACGUUCCAUGGGUCCCCGGUUAUUGAUAACACAAUUUGCCCGCUGGGAUUCGUUCUGAUAACGUGAACUCGUGGGUAGGGACUUUCACUGGAAAACAAGAUACCGUCCGAAGAGGAAAAACGACGAAUGUUCAUUAUUACUGCAUGUAGAAAGCUGAGCCCACCCCUCACUUGAGUACGCGACAUCAAACAGACAGAAAGGCCUUCCCCUCUCCCUCUCAACUUCCAUCCCUCUGGGACUGUUGGGGAACCCCCUGAUGAGUGGAACCUGCAUCCAUGAGCCCCGUGCCCCCUCCCCAUCCCUUUCAGGCUUUAGCACACCCAUCUCAGAGCCCCCUUAUUGCAGGCUAGAUGCAGACACCCCAGCCUGCACCCCUGAAACUGACCUGACCCCCACCCAGUGUGUCCUCCGCAAUGUGCUGUCCAUCGAUACAGGGGGACAGAGUAGCCCAGCAGGGGGAGGAGGAUGCCCUCACACCUGUGGUAACAGCCCCACCCCCAGCGAUGGCCCACCCACCCACUUUGACAACAGUGUGCUCAAACUGCAUGAGCAUGAGGCCUGCCAGUGUGGGGGUGGGGCAGAGGCUGGCCUCAGCUCAGAGGCCGGGGCUGUUCGUAGCCAAUCAGACAACAUCCGACUUCAGUCAGGAAGUGGAGGUUUUCUAGAGGGACUGUUUGGCUGCCUGAAGCCAGUCUGGACGAUGAUUGGGAAGGCCUACUCAACUGAACAUAAGCAUAAUCAGGAAGGUGCAUGGAAAUCCUGGGAGGUUCCAUUUGAGGAGAUAUCUGACCUGCAGUGGGUGGGCAGUGGUGCACAGGGCGCUGUAUUCCUGGGAAAGUUUCACGGAGAGGAUGUAGCUGUGAAGAAAGUGCGGGACAUCAAAGAGACGGAGAUAAAACACCUUCGCAAACUUAAGCAUCCCAACAUCAUCACUUUCAAGGGUAUCUGCACCCAGGCCCCCUGCUACUGUAUUCUGAUGGAGUACUGUGCUCAGGGCCAGCUGUAUGAGGUGCUGCGGGCUGGCCGUAAGAUCACCCCCUCUCUCAUGGUGGAUUGGUCCAUGGGCAUCGCCGGGGGCAUGAACUACCUGCACCUCCACAAAAUAAUUCACAGAGACCUCAAGUCUCCCAACAUGCUGAUCACUCAUGAUGAUCUGGUAAAGAUCUCAGACUUUGGAACUUCCAAGGAGCUCAGUGACAAGAGCACCAAGAUGUCCUUCGCUGGUACGGUGGCUUGGAUGGCCCCUGAGGUCAUACGGAAUGAGCCGGUCUCAGAGAAGGUGGACAUCUGGUCGUUUGGGGUGGUGUUGUGGGAGAUGUUGACAGGAGAGGUCCCCUACAAAGAUGUGGAUUCCUCUGCUAUCAUCUGGGGUGUGGGCAACAACAGCCUCCAGUUGCCUAUACCUGAGAGCUGCCCUGACGGCUUCAAGAUCCUCCUGAGGCAGUGUUGGAACUGUAAACCCAGAAAUAGACCCUCCUUCCGUCAGAUCCUCCUUCACCUGGAUAUAGCAUCGGCUGAUGUACUCUCAACCCCUCAAGAGACUUACUUCAAGUCUCAGGCUGAGUGGCGGGAGGAGGUGAAGCAGCACUUUGAGAAGAUUAAGUCUGAGGGCACCUGUCUGCACCGACUGGAUGAGGAACUGAUCAACCGCCGCCGGGAAGAACUCAGGCAUGCUCUGGACAUCCGUGAGCACUAUGAGCGGAAGCUGGAGAGGGCCAACAGCCUCUACAUGGAACUGAAUGCAGUCAUGCUGCAGCUGGAGCUCAAAGAGAGAGAGCUGCAGAGGAGGGAGCAGUCUUUGGAUAAGAAGUAUCCAGGACUGUUCAAGCACCACAGCUCAAGACAGAGCAGCUCUUCCAAUUCCAUGGACAAGCUCAUUAAGAAGCGAAAUGUUCCACAGAAACUGCCCUCUGGAAAGAGGCCAGACAUCCUCAAGUCUGAGAUGAUCAUCCCCAAGAUGGACUCCUCUGUAACGCAGGUCACCAUCCCUUCCGGCCCUAACAGGGCCUCUACAUCCCCAAGCCGCUCUCGCAGGGUGAAGACCCGCCACCGCAAACCUGGCAAGGGCAGCAGCGGGGACCUAGCAGGGCUGAAGGCCACCCAGUCCUCCCCAAAUGGAGACACAUCCACUCAGGCCAACAGCUCUUCUACAGGGCCCUCUACACAACUCCUGGAUCCCAGUGCAGCUCUGCGGGGCCUGAGCCACGAGCAGCAGACAAGACACCUCUCCUCUUCCAGCCCGGACCUCAUCUCCAGCACUCUGGAGGCGGACGGCCAAAGGAAGGGGGACAUUACCGUGAGGCGGUUGGAGAGGGGCGGCAGCCUCAGUGCUUCCGCAGGUCUGGGAUCUGAGGGUGGGGCGGCCGGUCUGGAUGACUUCACAGAGACCCCGCCGCGCAGUGAUACGCCCAGUGAGGAUGCAGCCUCAUUCCCCUUCUCCAGCAGCCCUGACUCACCUUGUGGGAGGGGGGCUGCGGCGGGCAGGGGGUCUGUUCUGGGUUCACCACGCCUGCCCCACGAUGGAGAAGACAAAGAUGACGGAGCAGGGGCUGUGAGGUUGCCCCGAGGAGCAUCAGGAGGCAUUGGGAGUCAACACCUCACCCCUUCAGCCAUACUCUACAGGGCAGCUAUCACACGGAAACAGAGGCGGGGGGUGUCAUCAGAAGAGGAGGAGGGGGAAGUUGACAGUGAGGUGGAGUUGCCACGGAGACGACGUCCGACCAGCAUCAUCAAGUGCCAGUCGGUGUCUACUUUCAGCUCUGAGAACCUGUCUGUCUCAGAUGGCGAGGAGGGCCACACUACUGACCACUCCCACAGUGGAACGCCUGACGUGGUCAGCACCAACACAGACGACCGCCUAGACGACCGCAGCGAUGACCUCCUGUCUCAGGGGUCAGAGAUCCCGGCAGACAACACUGACCCGGCGCAGGCUUCUGACGGCCUGUCAGAAAGAGAGGGAGGCCUGCGCCAAGCCAAGGCUCAGCUGGACGCAGGACAGAAUCCUAAUGAGAGUCGGGUGCUGUGUGAUGACUCGGACUGUGACAGUGCCGAGCUCGACCAGUCAGGAAGUGGAGAACCCAGCCGUCCACCCAGCGCUGGGGCCUGGGCUCCAUGUGGAACCCAACCCGGGCCGUCACAAGGGUCCCCUCAGGGGCCUUAAACAGGCCUCACAUAAGUCCAACCCCUGGACAGUAGAACAGAUCAGAACUACAGCUACCUUAUCAUGAAGAACCAUCACAGAGCCUACUGAACACCCAGUCUAUCAAUGCAGGACAUGACUGAUGUCAGAAGGGGUCAUAUAAACUCUGCUCAGACUAUGACAAGUUAACAUAUGGAGCAAUAUGGGUUUGUUAGGAAGCAAAUCUUCAUCAGAUAACAUAGUUGGUUUGUCAUUAAAUGGCAGCAGCUUCUUUGGCAGCUUGUGACAUCAGACACAUGUCAUUUAGAUGUAGUUGGGGUUUUGAUUGAGGAUUUAGGUCAAUUGUUAACCAGGUACAUUUAGCCACUGCUCCAGUUAAGCAAAAAAAAACCUCAAGUACGCAUACACACCUGUGCACUCAAACACAAACACAAUUAAUUUUAUUUUUAACCUGAUAUUGAUCCUGUACAAUCACUUCUCUGGGAAGACCCUGAUAUCCAAUAAACUCAUACAUCCCAUACUAAUAAAUAUGUACAGUAGAUAUCAUUAAUUCAGAAAUAUCUAAAUGUAUUUUAUGUGUAAGAUAAAAAGAAAUCGGAUGUAAAAAUGAAUGGUAUGCAGCCCAAAUAAACAAAUGCAUGACUACACUUUAUAAUUUUAGUUUUGGAUGUGUCCGUUUUAUAUUUUGUGAGGUUUACACUUUUUUAUCCUGAAAGUAUUAUUUCACUAAAAGUUUUUGUUAAUGAAUUGUUGUUGGCACCCAAAAAAAUGUAUGAUGUCAUAAUGGAAUGAAAAUGUCACCAAAAUGUUAUACUCUUUCAAAACAUACUUCAUGAUUAGGGCCAUCAGCUGUUAAUGUGGAAGACUUCUUUGGAUUUUGAGUCCCUACCACUGAGUUUUAAAUAGACUCAUCCCUUUAAGAUCACUAAGUAGCCAGAUCAGAGAUAGAAUACUGCUCUCUGGUGGUAGUUUAACAAGUACCAUUUGAAUUUAAUAGAGGUUUUGUUUUUAUACAGCAUUGCACAUUGUACCUGUAAAAUAUGAAUUAUAUCAAAAUCAAAUACUAUGAGCAACAAUAAAAAAAAUGU
This is a messenger RNA of Osmerus eperlanus (European smelt), 4239 nucleotides long. It is a transcript of the gene map3k12, whose product is annotated as mitogen-activated protein kinase kinase kinase 12. The record is from RefSeq and is a predicted model, not a curated record. NCBI's taxonomy places the organism in Eukaryota, Metazoa, Chordata, Actinopteri, Osmeriformes, Osmeridae. Gene Ontology annotation, molecular function: MAP kinase kinase kinase activity; ATP binding. The transcript has 14 exons. The coding region runs from base 269 to 3172 and encodes 967 amino acids. Gene Ontology annotation, cellular component: cytoplasm. Gene Ontology annotation, biological process: JNK cascade; protein autophosphorylation.